GCGUGAGCAACCAUGGCUGGGCAGCACCUCCCGGUACCCCGGCUGGAGGGCGUUUCUCGGGAGCAGUUCAUGCAGCACCACUACCCACAGUGCUUUUACAAGGGAAUCCAGACUUAAGAAAAACAGAAGAUAUUGAAAGAAAAAAUCCACAGUAUUACAAGAAAACCUCUUGUGUUGGAAGGGAUUGAUUUGGGGCCAUGUACAAGCAAAUGGACGGCGGAUUACCUAAGCCAAGUUGGAGGGAAGAAAGAAGUAAAGAUUCAUGUUGCUGCAGUUGCACAGAUGGACUUCAUUAGUAAGAACUUUGUAUAUAGAACUUUACCUUUUGACCAGUUGGUCCAGAGAGCCGCUGAAGAGAAGCAUAAAGAAUUCUUUAUUUCAGAGGAUGAGAAAUACUACUUACGGUCACUUGGAGAAGAUCCUAGAAAGGAUGUUGCAGAUAUCAGAAAGCAGUUUCCUUUGUUGGAAGGAGAUAUUAAGUUUCCAGAAUUCUUCAAAGAGGAACAGUUCUUUUCCAGUGUUUUUCGAAUUAGUUCACCAGGAUUACAACUUUGGACUCAUUAUGAUGUAAUGGAUAAUUUCUUAAUACAAGUGACAGGAAAAAAGCGUGUUGUACUCUUCAGCCCUCGAGAUGCCCAGUAUUUAUAUUUAAAAGGUACUAAAUCAGAAGUACUGAAUAUAGAUAACCCAGACUUGGCUAAAUAUCCACUUUUUUCCAAGGCUAGAAGAUAUGAAUGUUCCCUUGAAGCUGGUGAUGUAUUAUUCAUUCCUGCUUUGUGGUUCCAUAAUGUAAUUUCUGAAGAGUUUGGAGUGGGAGUGAACAUCUUUUGGAAGCACCUUCCAUCUGAAUGCUAUGAUAAAACAGAUACCUAUGGCAACAAAGAUCCUAAAGCAGCAUCAAGAGCUGCACAAAUUUUGGACAGAGCCUUGAAAACACUGGCCGAAUUACCAGAGGAAUAUAGGGACUUCUAUGCACGACGAAUGGUCAUACACAUUCAAGACAAAGCCUACAGCAAGAACUCUGAAUAGAUAAUUAAGUGAAUGCAAUGCACAUAAACAUUUUAAUAACAUUUAGGUCAAAUACUUUAAAGGUAUAAUGAUAUAAAUUAAUCUUUAAACAUUUUGUUAAAAUAGGAAAGAUAAAUCAGAUUUAACAGAUUAUAUAAGUAGGAAGGGGUGUUUGUGUGGAUUCUACUUGAUGCAGAUUGUUAUAAUUAAAGAAUGCUGUGCUGACACCACUCUUUAACAUUCAGAUGCUGACCACUAAAAGUCCAACUGAAAAUGACUUAAACAAUAAGAAAAUAUAUUGAAUCACAAUAAGUGAAAUUUAUAGAUAGAAUGGGCUGCAGUGUUUCUGAUCCAGUGAUUCUGUAAUAUCAUCAAGAACCUUGGGAGACCGCCUCCGCACCCCACCCCCUUUUCACCCACAACAUUGGCAUCAUCCUAAGGCUGGCUACCCUCGUGGUCAUGGGAUGAUUGCCAGUAGCAGUUGGAGCCUUCCGCAUCUUCAUUUACAUGCAGUGGAAGAGUUAGGCUGGAUUCUAGGGGCCUCGUCCUAAUAUGAGAAAGCUUUCCCAGAAUUCACUUUCCAUAUCCUAAGGUCUCAUUGCUCUAAAAUAACUUAGUCCUGUCUAUCCUUGAGCCAGUCACUGGCAAAGGGUCUGGAAUAACACUUAGGGCAGUAAGGUCUACUGGAGCUGAGAGUAGAAGUGGAGGCCUCAUGAGGGGUAUAUGGGGACAGAAUGGAUAAGUUUUUAAAAUCACGGUUCUGAUAGGAAAACCAUGAGUAACUAAUAGUAUCUAUUACAUUUGCCUAGAAACAGAAUUUUAUAAGGAACUUUAAAAACUACAGAUACCUAGGUCCCAACUUUGUAGACUGAUUGAGAAUGUUUGGGAUUUGGUAUAGGAACUUAAUGGACCUCACAGGGUGUUUCCAUACAUAAUCAGCUGAGAUCAACUGGACUUGAUGAUAGUGACUUGGAUUAUUAGUUUUGUAAUUAGUCCAAAACAAAUGUUUAAUCUGAUCCUGACGUUUUUUGCCACCCAGUUUGUCAGGUCUUUUUUUUUUUGGUUUUUGAAUGUUAGAAAACAUUUACUUAAAGAAUGAAUAAAUGAGAUCCUAAUAGUGUUGUCAUUGAAGACAGUGAGCCAUUGUGUGUGGAUCUCUGCUAUUCUUUGUUCUGUACCUAGUAAUUAUAUUGCAGUGUCAUUGAAGAGCAGAUAAUCUUUGCUGAACAUAAAUGUGCCCAUGUAAAGCAAUCUCUUAGUACAUCAAUUUGGUGCAUUUUAAUUAGAGAAAAUAAUUUUCUCUAUUGAAGAGAAUCCAUCCACUUAUGCCCUAUAAAUUAUAGUAAAUAAGAAAGGAGAAGCAUAUAAAACAUUCUGAGUUUUCUAAGUGUCUUUGGAAACAGAUAAGUUACUCAGGUCAACAAAGCUGAAAAGAGUCUUGUCAGAAAUGGAAUGAUUAUAUUAGCCAAAUUUAAUUAUCAGAUUUUGAUCUUCAUUACCUUAGGCUAAGCAAAGAACUUCUUUAGUGAUUCCUUGUCCUUCAGUAAGAAAAAAGACAAAACUCCUCUUAGUGUACACAGUAUUUAUGGUCAGUUUUUAAUCCUUUUUUUUCUUAGCAAUUGAACUGAUAGAGACUAUAAAUCUAGAGUCAUGUAGAAAACUUGGAAGUAUUAAUAAAACAGAUUACAGUUGUGCAAUGAACAUUCAUCUUAAUUGUUUAAUGGAGAAGCAAACUGGAUGGUCUUAGACAAAAUAACAUUUAUCUGUGAAGCUUAUUUUCCUCAUAUUUAAAACAGAACUACCAAAAUGCAGAAAGAUAGUUCAAGGGCAGGCACAUAGUUGAUGACUUAUGCUAGUUUUUCUAUUUAAUUAUAUUCUUUUUUUGCUGAGAGAUUUGAGGUAGCUUCUGUUGCAGUAUUUAUAAUAUUUACAAAGUUAGAGAACUUUCCUUUGGGAUGUUUUAAAAUUACUUCCCUGGUCAUAGUUUUUAUUAUUAGGGUCUGUUUAUUUCAACUACAAAAUAUUUUAAUCUUUUUUUCCUACUGGGUUAAGACCAAAUGAGAUAUUUGUUUUUAAUGUGUAAAUAUUACACAGUAUAUGUUAGCUGGAACUUCUCAGGAGUUCUGAAUCUUAGUUUUUACUGAACGAGAUUUUAGAAGCCAUCUAACGAACCCAGAUUGCUUAAUGAUUGUCUGGGCUCACAUAGCUAUGGGUGAUAGAAACUGAGAUUACAGUUGUGAUCAGUAAUUCUCCAUUCUUUCUCCCUGAUGUGCAGCACAUCUCCAGCACUUCCAAAUAGAUUACACAGCUUUUCUUUGGCUAGUUUGGGGGCUUGACCUGAUGCAAAAAGGAAUUUUUUUCCUCUGCCCACAAAAUUUCUCACUGCUCUGCUUGCUACACAGAUAAGAUUCAAAAUAAAAUUAACGAUGAGCCGAGUGCAGUGGCUCACACCUAUAAUCAAUCCCAGCACUUUGGGAGGCCGAGGCGGGCGGAUCACAAGAUCAGGAGAUUGAGACCAUCCUGGCCAACAUGGUGAAACCUGUCUCCAUUAAAAAUAAUACAAAAAUUAGCUGGGUGUGGUGGCGCAUGCCUGUAAUCCCAGCUACUUGGAAGGCUGAGGGAGGUGAAUCAGUUGAACCAGGAAGUUGGGGGUUGCCUGGUGAUGGAGGGAGACUCCAUCUAAAAAAGAAAAGUAAUGAUGAAUUGCAUUACACCAGAAUGUAAUACAA
Messenger RNA from Cebus imitator (Panamanian white-faced capuchin), 3737 nucleotides. RefSeq names its product tRNA-yW synthesizing protein 5 (gene TYW5). Bases 283 to 1029 code for a protein of 248 amino acids. Gene Ontology annotation, biological process: wybutosine biosynthetic process. Gene Ontology annotation, molecular function: tRNA binding; 2-oxoglutarate-dependent dioxygenase activity. The transcript has 9 exons. Lineage: Eukaryota; Metazoa; Chordata; Mammalia; Primates; Cebidae. The record is from RefSeq and is a predicted model, not a curated record.